UUCAUCCGCCGCCCCGGCCAUGAAAAUGCUCCUGGUCCGCAAGUUCCGGGUGCUGAUCCUGAUGGUGUUCCUCGUCGCCUGCACCAUGCACAUCAUGAUCGACCUGCUGCCGCGCCUGGAGCGCCGGGGCCCCGAGGGCCGCCCGGGCUGCUCCUGCCCGCCGCCCGCCGCCGCGCCGCCGCCCCGCUGGCCGCGCUCUUCGAGCACCCGCUCUACCGCAACGCCCUGCCCCCGCUGGCCGACGGAGACCUCCUCUUCAAUGUCAACAGCGACAUCAGGUUCAACCCGCGGGCGGCCGAGCAGCCCGAGUGGCAAAAUGAAGAUCAUCAUGAAGAAUUUUUGCCAACUGGAGAAACCUCCAUAGACUCCUACCCAAACUGGUUAAAAUUCCACAUUGGCAUUAAUCGGUACGAGCUGUAUUCCAGACACAAUCCUGCAAUUGAGGCUUUACUACAAGACCUUGUCUCCCAAAAGAUAACCAGUGUUGCAAUGAAAUCAGGAGGCACCCAGCUGAAGCUGAUCAUGACAUUCCAGAACUAUGGACAAGCAUUGUUUAAACCAAUGAAGCAAACCAGAGAACAAGAAACCCCGCCUGACUUUUUUUACUUCUCAGACUAUGAGAGACAUAAUGCAGAAAUAGCAGCAUUUCAUCUCGACAGGAUCCUGGAUUUCCGGCGCGUGCCCCCGGUCGCAGGCAGACUGGUUAACAUGACGAGGGAAAUACGAGAUGUUACUCGUGACAAGAAGCUCUGGAGAACAUUUUUCAUCUCACCAGCCAACAACAUCUGCUUCUAUGGGGAAUGCUCCUACUACUGCUCAACAGAGCACGCCCUGUGUGGGAAACCAGAUCAGAUUGAAGGGUCCCUGGCUGCUUUCCUGCCUGAUUUGUCACUAGCAAAAAGGAAAACCUGGAGAAACCCCUGGAGGCGUUCCUACCACAAGCGCAAGAAAGCAGAAUGGGAAGUUGAUCCAGAUUAUUGUGAAGAGGUUAAACAAACACCCCCAUAUGACAGUGGGACCAGAAUUCUGGAUAUAAUGGAUAUGACAGUUUUUGAUUUCCUAAUGGGUAACAUGGAUCGACAUCACUACGAAACCUUUGAGAAGUUUGGAAAUGAAACUUUUAUUAUCCACUUAGAUAAUGGAAGAGGGUUUGGAAAAUAUUCCCAUGAUGAACUUUCCAUUUUGGUGCCUUUAAACCAGUGCUGCAGAAUCAGGAAGUCUACCUAUCUGCGAUUACAGCUGCUAGCCAAGGAGGAGUACAAACUCAGUCUCCUGAUGAAAGAAUCUUUGCUAAAAGACAAAAUAGCUCCAAUCCUCUACCAGCCUCACUUGGAGGCGAUGGACAGGCGGCUGCGGAUUGUGCUCAAGGCUGUCAGUGACUGCAUAGAGAAGGAUGGGUAUGACAACGUGGUUGAAAAUGACUUUAACACGGAUGUGAACACUGUUACAACUGAGAGGUAGUGAAAUGGCAAGACUACGUUUUUACCAGCUGAGUCAAGAAGAUUCAAAGAAGGAAAAGAAACAAAACAACAAAAAAAUUAAGUCUUGCAAAAGACUGUGUAUGCUACUUUGUGAAUUCAGUGAAUUCAGAAAUGAGAUAUAAUUGUUCCCAAAGUAGGUAAAGUGUAGACUCUGCAAAGGAUUAGUUCAUUAAGAAAAAUAAGUCUAAUGUGAUGCUUUUCAUUAGUUCCUGAAGAGAGAUUAUGAAAAGAUUCAGAAAAUACUCAAUCAUGGACAGACAGCAGUCUGAUAGCAAAACACCUCCUGUCCUUUUUGUAUAGAAAGGAGGCCUUUACUUAAUAUUUUGUAUUUAUAUAUGGCAUAUCUAUGAAACCCCAGACCUACCUUCCAAAUUUAACUAAGAGGGACAGCAUAGUUUUGUGACUCACACUUUAUUUGUGGUGACAGUCCACUUAGUAUUUUGUGUUAACCCUUUAAGUGCUCUAAUCCACUGUAUCUUAUUUAAAUUGAAUGCUUAUUUUCCCCCCAGCUAAUCAGCAUUUAAAGGGUUAAGGCAUUAUGAACUUUUAAGGGCAAAAAAUAAUAAUAAUAAUGAUGAUAAUAAUGAUAAUAAAUACAGGGGUUACCAGAAGGGAAUUUCACUAAUUGUGCUUUGACAGGAAUACUUGAAUGUUGGUUUUACAAAGUGAUGUAAAAUGACAAGUUGUACUAUUUGUCCAUAAGGAGGUGGCAGCUCUUAUCUUUCUAGACUAUCAUAGCUGAGCUGCUACUUUUCGAUUUUGCUUUUGAUAGUUUUGUGUAAAUAUAUACAUAUAUGGGUAAAAAGCUGCUUUCAGCAGCUCUAGGCUUACUUUUGCAGCAUUUUUGUGGAAUUGUUUGCAACGUGGUAAAAGUGCAAUAAAGAUAUGCAAAAUGUGUA
This is a messenger RNA of Passer montanus (Eurasian tree sparrow), 2380 nucleotides long. RefSeq names its product FAM20C golgi associated secretory pathway kinase (gene FAM20C). Gene Ontology annotation, biological process: protein phosphorylation. Gene Ontology annotation, molecular function: protein serine/threonine kinase activity. Gene Ontology annotation, cellular component: Golgi apparatus. The annotation marks the transcript as partial. The transcript is spliced from 10 exons. Lineage: Eukaryota; Metazoa; Chordata; Aves; Passeriformes; Passeridae. The record is from RefSeq and is a predicted model, not a curated record.